This is a messenger RNA of Heterobilharzia americana, 1305 nucleotides long. NCBI's taxonomy places the organism in Eukaryota, Metazoa, Platyhelminthes, Trematoda, Strigeidida, Schistosomatidae. The record is from the annotation of a GenBank genome assembly.
AUGAAUGAGUCUAAUGAAUCAAUUGAAGAGAAAAAAUCAAUGUACACAAGUCCUGAAGCUACUAUUAUCUUUGUUACACUGUUCUGGACAAUAGUUACUGUCUCAUCUUGGAUAAUAAGAAGCGCUCUAUUAUGGUUGUUAGACACUUCCUUUACUCAACAACCUAAACAGAAUAUGAUCAAUUCAAAUGCCAAAUCGAAAUUGUUUGUUACAUUCCCUUCAUUAAAUAAUUUUAGAAAUUUAAUACGAGAUAAAUUUUCAUCAACUCCUCAAUUAGUAAUUAUGUUAGUGGAUGGUAUAGCCACAAUUGAAAUAUGUGCAUGCAGUUUAGAGUUAUGGCCUAUACGUGAAGUAUUUGGUUAUUGGGGUCUUAUGAUUGCUAUCAUGUUGAAUGGUAUUCGUUCAAAUUUAUUUAUUUCACUUGAUGCCUUUGGAAGUCCAUGUAAUCCAUGGUACAGAUUUCUGCUCGGUCGUACACAACUAAUUUGGAUGGCUUCAACAUGGGUCAUACAACUUUUAUCAGCAUCGAUAGCCCUUGAAAUAUGCAAAUUCUGGUGGUCAUUAAAAAUAACUAUUUAUCAAUCAGCACGUUAUGAAUUAGCUUUAAAGAUGUUGGAUCCUAAAAAUUUGAUAAAUUAUACUCCUGACUUGAAUGUGACAGUAUGGAUUGGAUUCCUUUGUGAAGCUAUAGGAACUUUUUUAGACUUUUAUCUUGUCACAUUGUUUUCAUGUGCUCUAAAAUAUUGGAAUUCACGAUCUAUCAAGUAUGAUUCGGAUACACUGACUACUACAAAUGUAAACGGGGCAAUAAUCAACUCUCAAGUUUCAUAUUCUUGUAGUUUAACAAGAAAACAAUUCUUAACUUCAUUCAUUCUAAGAACAAUGAUAAGUUUUAUACUUACAGCCUAUGGUCUUGGAUGGACAGGAAUGUAUCUGAAUCCAGCUAACGCUUUUAUUCAAUGCUGGAGAAUUGGGAGUAUUUCACCAAUCAGUCAUAUAAUUGUAUAUUGGCUUGGACCAAUAUUUGGUAUUUGGUUAUGUGUUAUAGUUGAAAAAUGGACUUAUAAAUUUCUAUCAAAGACUAGAUCUGAAGUCAGUUCUAUAGAUUAUAAGGUAGACAAUAACAAUUGUACAAAUGGUAACCACUAUACUACAAUAACAGAACCUAUGAAAAUGUCUUCCAAACUGAAUUCAAAAUCUCAAGAUAAGAUAAACAUAUCAGUCAAUUUCAUUAAAAAUCAUGAUGAAACAUUCUGUUCUCAUCGUUUCAAUCGAAUGCCAUCUGAAAGUUUAAAAGUAACCUAG